Messenger RNA from Colletotrichum fioriniae, 363 nucleotides. The record is from RefSeq and is a predicted model, not a curated record. Lineage: Eukaryota; Fungi; Ascomycota; Sordariomycetes; Glomerellales; Glomerellaceae.
AUGAACAAGACAUUCAUCAGCACCUGCAGGCAAAUUGGACGUGAGCCCUGUCCGGGUCCCCUGUUCAAGGACUGGGUCAGGGAGACCGGCUUUACCAACAUUACCCAUGAGACGUAUAAACUGCCAAUUGGUACUUGGCCCAAGGAUCCCCAUUAUAAGGAUCUCGGUCUCUGCAACCUCAUCCAGAUCCUGGAUGGUUUGGAGGCUUUCAAUUUGAGACUACUUACUGGCGUACUUGGCUGGACGAAGGAAGAGGUCAUGGUGAUGCUAGCAGCUUGUCGAAAUGAGCUGAAGACAGGCGUCUUCCAUGCUCGCAUGGAAUUUCACGUUGUUUAUGCUCAGAAACCAGAGGAGGAAGCUUAG